Amblyraja radiata (thorny skate) is the source of this 1035-nucleotide messenger RNA. It is a transcript of the gene snrpe, whose product is annotated as small nuclear ribonucleoprotein polypeptide E. Gene Ontology annotation, cellular component: spliceosomal complex. NCBI's taxonomy places the organism in Eukaryota, Metazoa, Chordata, Chondrichthyes, Rajiformes, Rajidae. The coding region runs from base 149 to 427 and encodes 92 amino acids. The record is from RefSeq and is a predicted model, not a curated record. Gene Ontology annotation, biological process: mRNA splicing, via spliceosome. The transcript is spliced from 5 exons. Gene Ontology annotation, molecular function: RNA binding.
GGUGAGAGGCCAGCUCCCACAACCCACCGCGCGGGCGGGAGGGCGGGCUGGACGAGGACGCGCGUCGGCGCCAUUUUGCCGCGGGUCGGGUCGUGUUUGGUGUUUCGGGUCCGGGCGGUGAGGGAGCGGGAGCGGGAGCGGCGGCAUCAUGGCGUACCGCGGGCAGGCGCCGAAGGUGCAGAAAGUGAUGGUGCAGCCCAUCAACCUUAUUUUCAGAUACCUUCAGAAUCGGUCACGAAUCCAAGUGUGGUUAUAUGAACAAGUCAACAUGAGGAUAGAGGGCUGUAUAAUUGGCUUUGAUGAGUACAUGAACCUUGUUUUGGAUGAUGCAGAGGAAAUUCAUAUGAAAUCUAAAGCAAGGAAGCCGCUGGGUCGUGUGAUGCUGAAAGGGGACAACAUCACCUUACUGCAGAGUGUCCACACCUAGACCUGCCAUCAGUGAAGCCAUUCCUUUAGUCUAUAGCACUCAAAGUCUGUUUCUAGCUUUUUGGAUGUCCCCGUUCUCCUAACCAAUCGUGAUGUGUUUUAAUCGUGAUGUGUUUUUUUUUUACCUUUCUCCGAGAUAAAAACAUUACAACGUACAACGCCUUGGUAUUAAUAUUCUUGAAGAUCAGUUUGAAAGGAUCACAGCCUCUUAAUAUGUUCCAAUUACUGCAAACCAAUGGGUGAGAUAAAACACAAAGUGCUGGGGUUACUCAGUAGGUCAUGCGGCAUCUGUGGAGGGAAUGGACAGACAAAGUUUCCAUUGAGGAAAGCCUUGACAUUAUUCCUUCCUUGACAUUAUGGACAUGCUGCCUGGUUCAUUGAGUUACUGCUCAGAAUUCUAGUAUCUUUCUCUUUCUUUUGUAAGCCAGCAUCUGCAAUUCCUUGUUUCUCUCUCUUAAACUUUCCAGUGUUGAACUGGUUCAUUGACAGCGCAAGCAGACUGAAACCGGAUAAGAACCUGUGCAGUCGGAGACUUUGUCAUUAGCGCAUGUGUAUUGUAAUCAUGUUUAUUUACAUGGAGCUUGCAAAUAAAUAGACGCAGGAUUGCCA